Molecule: messenger RNA, 744 nt
Organism: Lucilia sericata (common green bottle fly)
Lineage: Eukaryota; Metazoa; Arthropoda; Insecta; Diptera; Calliphoridae
Exons: 2
Coding region: 1-744 (247 amino acids)
Source: RefSeq, a predicted model, not a curated record
AUGAAUGAAUAUAUUUCUCUCGGUCACAUGAAGAAAUCAAAUUCUCAAGAAAUUUGUCAUAAUGGAAAGUUCUUUUCUUAUUAUUUGCCACAUCAUGCGGUUUUUAGACCUGAAAGUGCACCAACAAAAGUUCGUAUCGUUUUCAACGGAUCACGAAAGACAAAAAGUUCAAGGUCAUUAAAUGACGUUCUCCACGUCGGACCAACCUUACAAGCAGAUUUAAUGACAAUCAUUCUAAAUUGGCGUUUAUAUAAGAAAAAUAUAUCAAGCCCAAUUGAAGAUUUUGAGUUGACAACUGUAACUUUCGGUAUAGCAUGUGCACCUUAUUUGGCAAUUAGGACCCUUCUACAAUUGCCAUCAGAUUCAGAAAAAGAUAGUCCUUUAUCUGCAAGAAUUUUGAGAAAAGUGACAUAUGUUGACGACAUAUUGUCCGGAGGCCAUUCAUUGCCAUCGGCAAUGGAAGCUCAAAAACAGAUGAUUAGUACUUUAAAAUCAGCAGGGUUCCCUUUAAAGAAGAUAACGGCAAAUCAUCCAGAUUUAUUGUCUCAGAUAUCAUCUGAUGAUUUAUUGAACACAGAAUUUUUGAAACUCUAUGAUUCAAGUUCAACAAAAACUUUGGGAAUUCGUUGGAAUGCUAUAAGUGAUUCCUUCACUUAUAAAGUAGAACAAUUAAAUUCGACAUCAUCGGCAACAAAAAGGCAGAUUCUCUCUGCUGUUGCUAAACUUUUCGAUUCCGCAGGAUAG